Molecule: messenger RNA, 975 nt
Organism: Knipowitschia caucasica
Lineage: Eukaryota; Metazoa; Chordata; Actinopteri; Gobiiformes; Gobiidae
Source: the annotation of a GenBank genome assembly
AUGGCGCUCUGCACAUCUAUCUCAACCUUUUCAGGUGAUACUUUUAAAAGCAUCCAGUUUUCCCCCGCCUCUCCAAGGACUCAUGUAAGAGGAGAGACUCUGAGGGAGAGCCUACUUUCUGCUACAUUAGUGGCAAAGAAUGUGCCAACUAUCCCUUCAAAGCAUGACUGUCCAAAGGAGUCGCCACUGCUCAAGGGAGCCGUCCAGCUGACCUUCGAGCCGUCUUUGACACUAAAGGAAGUAGAAAGUGAAAACAAAGCGGUGGUGGAGGGCACCUUUGAGCCUAAAGAAUGUAACUCCAGACAGAGCGUGGCCAUCCUCAUCCCACACAGACACCGAGAGAGACAUCUGCUCUACCUCUUGCACCACCUCCACCCCUUUCUACAGCGACAGCAGCUCCACUACGCCAUCUACAUCAUCCAGCAGGCUGGAGAUGCAACUUUUAAUCGAGCUAAGUUGCUAAAUGUGGGCUAUUUGGAGGCUUUGAAGGACCACAGCUGGGACUGCUUCAUUUUUCAUGAUGUGGAUCUUGUGCCUGAAAACGAUCAUAAUUUAUAUUUGUGUGACAAGCAGCCUAAACACUUGGUGGUUGGUCGUAAUGCUACAGGAUACAAGUUGCGUUAUAAAGGAUAUUUUGGAGGUGUCACAGCCCUGACUAAAGACCAGUUUUUCCAAGUCAAUGGGUUUUCAAACACUUACUGGGGUUGGGGUGGAGAGGAUGAUGAUCUUCGUAUUAGGGUGGAGCUUCAGCAAAUGAAAAUUUUGCGGCCUCCUGCAAAUGUAGCUCGCUACACUAUGGUUUUCCACAAGCGGGACAGUGGAAAUGAAAUCAAUAAAGACAGGAUGAGGCUGUUGGGCCGAACACCGCGUGUUUGGAAGAAGGACGGUCUGAACAGCUGCUCCUAUAAGACUGUGUCUGUGGAGAGGACGCCUCUUUACGUGAAUGUGACUGUGGACAUUGGGACGCCCAGCUGA